This is a messenger RNA of Meloidogyne enterolobii, 340 nucleotides long. The record is from the annotation of a GenBank genome assembly. NCBI's taxonomy places the organism in Eukaryota, Metazoa, Nematoda, Chromadorea, Rhabditida, Meloidogynidae.
UUUCAGGCCAUUUAAAGCUACUGUAAAAUUUAUUAGUAUGAAUCCAACACGUAAAAUCACUCGUUUUCAUUUUGAUAUUUCUGAAUCUUAUAUAAAUGUUAAAAAUAUAAUGAAACAAAUAGAGAAAGUUGUUAAUAUCUCGUCAGAAAAUAUGGUUGCAUGCAAAAUUAAACAAAAUGGUCAAUUAUAUUUAUAUCCAGAGGAUUCAUGCUCUUAUAGUGAAAAUGAUUUAAUUAUUCUUCAAAUACCUGGAGAAAUUAAGGAACAACUUCUACAAAAUAAUUUAAUAAUUUCUGUUGUUUAUUUUGUAUUUGGAAGUGUUCCAAAUGGAAAAAUGUAA